Egretta garzetta (little egret) is the source of this 5358-nucleotide messenger RNA. It is a transcript of the gene AGRN, whose product is annotated as agrin. Gene Ontology annotation, molecular function: calcium ion binding; laminin binding. The record is from RefSeq and is a predicted model, not a curated record. NCBI's taxonomy places the organism in Eukaryota, Metazoa, Chordata, Aves, Pelecaniformes, Ardeidae. Gene Ontology annotation, biological process: receptor clustering; G protein-coupled acetylcholine receptor signaling pathway. The coding region runs from base 16 to 5358 and encodes 1780 amino acids. The transcript is spliced from 39 exons.
CCUGCCCCGCAGUACAUGUGGCCAGCGCACCGCAACGAGCUGAUGCUGAACUCCAGCCUCAUGCGGAUAACGCUGCGCAACCUGGAGGAGGUGGAGCACUGCGUGGAAGAACAUAGGAAGCUUCUUGCUGACAAGCCCAACAGUUAUUUCACUCAGACGCCGCCGACGCCGCGAGAUGCGUGCCGGGGGAUGCUGUGCGGGUUCGGGGCGGUGUGCGAGAGGAGCUCCACCGACCCCUCCCAGGCCUCCUGCGUCUGCAAGAAGACAGCUUGCCCCGUGGUGGUGGCUCCUGUCUGCGGCUCCGAUUACUCCACCUACAGCAACGAGUGUGAGCUGGAGAAGGCCCAGUGCAACCAGCAGAGGCGGAUCAAAGUCAUCAGCAAGGGACCGUGUGGCUCCAAGGACCCCUGCGCAGAGGUGACCUGCAGUUUCGGCAGCACCUGCGUCCGCGAGUGCGACCUCAACAAGCACGCCUGCGACAAGCAGGAGAACGUUUUCAAGAAGUUCGAUGGCGCCUGUGACCCGUGUAAAGGCGUCCUCAACGACAUGAAUCGCGUUUGCCGGGUGAACCCCCGCACCCGGAGGGCGGACUUGCUGGCCCGCCCCGAGAACUGUCCCCCGAAGCGGGAGCUUGUGUGCGGCGACGACGGGGUGACGUACGACAACGAGUGCGUGAUGGGGCGCUCGGGGGCCAUCCGGGGACUGGAGAUCCAGAAGGUGCGUUCAGGGCAGUGCCAGCAUCAGGACAAAUGCAAGGACGAGUGCAAGUUCAACGCCGUCUGCCUGAACCGCCGGGGCGCCGCUCGCUGCUCCUGUGACCGCAUUGCCUGCGACGGCGCCUACCGGCCCGUCUGUGCCCGCUACAGCCGCACCUACAGCAACGACUGCGAGCGCCAGAAGGCCGAGUGCCACCAGAAGGCUGCCAUCCCAGUAAAGCACAGUGGACCCUGUGACCUGGGCACACCCAGCCCGUGCCUGAGCGUGGAGUGCACUUUUGGGGCCACGUGCGUGGUGAAGAACCAGGAGGCCGUGUGCGAGUGCCAGCAGGUGUGCCAGGGCCGCUACGACCCCGUGUGCGGCAGCGACAACCGCACCUACGGCAACCCCUGCGAGCUCGACUCCAUGGCCUGCGUCCUCAAGAGGGAGAUCAAAGUGAAACACAAGGGGCCCUGCGACCGUUGUGGCAAGUGCCAGUUUGGGGCCAUCUGCGAGGCGGAGACGGGGAGGUGCGUGUGCCCCACGGAGUGCGUGCCCUCCUCUCAGCCCGUGUGCGGCACCGACGGCAACACCUACGGCAGCGAGUGCGAGCUCCACGUCCGGGCCUGCACGCAGCAGACAAACAUUUUGGUGGCCGCCCAAGGAGACUGCAAGUCCUGCGGCAGCACGGUGUGCUCCUUCGGCAGCAAGUGCCUGGGCGGGCAGUGCGUGUGCCCGCGCUGCGAGCGGCAGCCCUUGGCCCGUGUCUGCGGCACCGAUGGCCUCACCUACGACAACCAGUGCGAGCUGCAGGUGGCCGCCUGCCAGCAGAAGAAGAGCAUUGAGGUUGCCAGGAUGGGACCCUGUGAGGACGAGUGCGGCUCAGGGGGCUCGGGCUCCGGCGACGGUAGCGAGUGUGAGCAGGACCGGUGCCGGCAGUACGGGGGCUGGUGGGACGAGGAUGCGGAGGAUGACCGCUGCGUGUGUGACUUCACCUGCCUGGCAGUGCCACGCAACCCGGUAUGUGGCUCUGAUGGUGUGACCUACACCAACGAGUGUGAGCUGAAGAAGACACGGUGUGAAAAACGCCAGGAUCUCUAUGUCACUAGCCAAGGAGCCUGCCGUGCCCUUGCCACGACCCCGCCACCUCUCCUGGUGGUGCACUGCAGCCAGACCAUCUAUGGAUGCUGCCCGGACAACAUGACCCUGGCGCUGGGAGUGGGUGCAGCUGGGUGCCCAAGCACCUGCCAGUGCAACCCCUACGCCUGUAACUGCGACCCGGUGGGCUCCGUGCGCGAUGACUGUGAGCAGAUGACCGGACUGUGCUCCUGCAAGACGGGUAUCACCGGCAUGAAAUGCAACCAGUGCCCCAACGGCAGCAAACUGGGCAUGACCGGCUGUGAGAAAGACCCAUCAGCCCCAAAAUCCUGUGAGGAAAUGAGCUGCGAGUUUGGGGCCUCCUGCGUGGAAGUCAACGGCUUUGCCCACUGCGAGUGCCCGUCCCCGCUCUGCUCGGAAGCCAACAUGACCAAGGUGUGUGGCUCUGAUGGUGUCACUUACGGGGACCAGUGCCAGCUGAAGACCAUCGCCUGCCGGCAGGGACAGGUCAUCACAGUGAAGCACGUGGGGCAGUGCCACGAGUCCAUCACGCACACAAGCCACCCCUCACCACCCACGCCGCUGCCCACGCUGCCCCUGGACAAGUUAAUCCUUCCUCCGCCUCUACGGCUCACCACCCGGGCUCCAGAACCCACCGAGCUGGCUACCAGCUCUCCGCUGUUGGAAGCCAGGCCUACUGAAAGAGGUCACCCUACCACAAGGCGCAUCACAACUGCCAGACCGGCCACCACACCGUGGGUGACCCAUGGGGUGUAUAAGACCACCGUCCGCCCUCUCUCCACCGCCCCGGUGGUCCUGGCCACCACCCAGCCUGCCUACGUUGAAUCAGGCAGUGCAGAAGGCAGCGGCGACCAAGAGCUGGGCAUCAGCGGAGACCAGGAAUCAAGCGGGGCGGGCUCCGCUGGGGAAGAGGAGGUGGAGGAAAGCCAGGUAACUUCCACCCCAGCCAUCGAGAGGGCGACCUGUUACAACACCCCGCUGGGAUGCUGCUCUGACGGCAAGACGGCAGCGGCUGACGCGGAAGGCAGCAACUGUCCGGCUACCAAAGUCUUCCAAGGAGUCCUCAUCUUGGAGGAGGUGGAAGGCCAGGAGCUGUUCUACACACCCGAGAUGGCCGACCCCAAGUCCGAGCUCUUUGGAGAGACGGCCAGGAGCAUUGAGAGCGCGCUGGAUGAGCUUUUCCGCAAUUCUGACGUUAAGAAGGAUUUCAAGAGCAUCCGCGUCCGAGACCUGGGGCAGAGCAGCGCUGUCCGUGUCAUUGUGGAGUCCCACUUUGACCCAGCCACGUCCUACACGGCAGCUGAUGUCCAAGGGGCCCUGCUGAAGCAGAUCAAAGCUUCCAAGAAGAAGACCAUCCUGGUGAAGAAGCCCCAGCAGGAGCAUGUCAAAUUCAUGGACUUUGCUGUCAGCACCAAGAGACCCAGCUCCACCCUCCCUGCCACCACCCGGCGGAAGCCCAUGCGCCAGCCCCCCGCCACGAAGAACCCCUCCCGGCCCUGCGACUCCCACCCCUGCCUGCACGGUGGCACCUGCGAGGACGACGGGAAGGAGUUCACCUGCAGCUGCCCGGCAGGCAAAGGGGGAGCCGUCUGCGAGAAACCUAUCAGGUACUUCAUCCCCAGCUUCGGUGGCAAGUCCUACCUGGCCUUCAAGAUGAUGAAGGCGUACCACACCGUGCGCAUCGCCAUGGAGUUCAGGACCGUGGAGCUCAGCGGGCUGCUGCUCUACAACGGGCAGAACCACGGCAAGGACUUCAUUUCCCUGGCGCUGGUUGGCGGCUUCGUGGAGCUCAGGUUUAACACCGGUUCCGGCACGGGCAUCAUCACCAGCAAGGUGCGCGUCGAGCCUGGCAAGUGGCACCAGUUAGUGGUGAACCGCAACCGCCGCAGCGGCACGCUGUCGGUCGAUGGGGAGCCCCACGUCAGCGGCGAGAGCCCCCCGGGCACCGACGGGCUCAACCUCGACACCGACCUGUUCAUCGGGGGAUGCGACGAUCCCUGUCACCCCAACCCCUGCCACCAUGGUGGCAUCUGCCACGUCAAGGAGGCAGAGAUGUUCCACUGCGAGUGUCUCUACACCUACACCGGCCCGACGUGUGCCGACGAGAGGAAUCCCUGCGACCCUACGCCCUGCCACAUCUCUGCCACCUGCCUGGUGCUGCCGGAGGGAGGUGCCUUGUGCGCCUGUCCCAUGGGCCGGGAAGGAGACUUCUGCGAGCUAGUGACAGAGCAGGACCACACCAUGCCCUUCCUCCCGGAGUUCAAUGGCUUCUCCUACCUGGAGCUGAACGGGCUGCAGACCUUCGUUCCUGACCUGGACAAAAUGUCCAUGGAAGUUGUGUUCCUGGCCAAGAACCCCAGCGGCAUGAUCUUCUACAACGGGCAGAAGACAGACGGCAAGGGGGACUUUGUCUCUCUGGCCUUACACGAUGGCUACCUGGAGUACCGAUAUGACCUGGGCAAGGGGGCGGCCGUGCUCAGGAGCAAAGAGCCGGUUCCCCUCAACACCUGGAUAAGUGUCUUGUUGGAGAGGAAUGGGCGCAAAGGGGUAAUGAGGAUCAACAACGGCGAGAGGGUGAUGGGAGAGUCACCGAAAUCCCGUAAGGUGCCUCACGCUUUCCUGAACCUGAAGGAGUCGUUUUACGUGGGGGGAGCCCCUGAUUUCAGCAAGCUAGCUCGAGCGGCUGCCAUCUCCACCAGCUUCGAGGGAGCUGUGCAGAGGAUCUCCGUCAAGGGGGUGCCUGUGCUGAAGGAGCAGAACAUCCGCAGAGCCAUCGAGAUCUCCCCCUUCCGAGGCCACCCCUGCACCCAGAAACCCAACCCCUGCCAGAACGGAGGCACUUGCAGCCCCCGGCUCGAGAGCUACGAGUGUGCCUGCCAGAGGGGCUUCUCCGGGGCUCGCUGUGAGAAAGUGAUCAUUGAGAAGGCUGCUGGAGAUGCGGAGGCCGUUGCUUUCGAUGGUAGGACAUACAUGGAGUACCACAAUGCCGUGACAAAGAGCCACCUGAGCAAUGAGAUCCCCGCUCCUGAAGCGCUGGACUAUCCUGCGGAGCCCAGCGAGAAAGCCUUGCAGUCGAACCACUUUGAACUGAGCAUCAAAACAGAAGCCACGCAGGGGCUGAUCCUGUGGAGCGGGAAGGGGCUGGAGCGAUCGGACUACAUUGCCCUCGCCAUAGUGGAUGGCUUCGUACAGAUGACUUACGACCUCGGCUCCAAGCCAGUCGUCCUGCGGUCCACCGUCCCGGUCAACACCAACCAGUGGAUUCAUAUCAAAGCGUACAGGGUACAGAGAGAAGGUUCCCUUCAAGUCGGAAACGAAGCCCCCGUUGCUGGCUCUUCCCCGCUUGGUGCCACACAGCUAGAUACAGACGGGGCACUGUGGCUAGGGGGACUGGAGAAGCUGAGCGUGGCUCACAAGCUGCCCAAGGCCUACAGCACUGGCUUUAUCGGCUGCAUAAGGGACGUGAUUGUCGACCGCCAAGAACUGCAUCUGGUGGAGGACGCUUUAAACAACCCCACGAUAUUACACUGCUCAGCCAAAUAG